Molecule: messenger RNA, 1715 nt
Organism: Amphimedon queenslandica
Lineage: Eukaryota; Metazoa; Porifera; Demospongiae; Haplosclerida; Niphatidae
Exons: 5
Coding region: 23-1621 (532 amino acids)
Biological process (GO): zinc ion transmembrane transport
Cellular component (GO): membrane
Molecular function (GO): zinc ion transmembrane transporter activity
Source: RefSeq, a predicted model, not a curated record
UUAUUCUUUUUUGAGGCUGAAAAUGGCAGACACUGACAACUCUUCUUCAAUAGACUGUACCAAUAUUCCCUGGCCGUUCAUAAAUACCUCCAACACGUCACGUCUCAGCGAGAUAUUCCAACAAUGCCUUGAAUCAAAUGAAGAUUGUUACGACCCGUCUCUCUGUUCACAUGACUCGUCCAUGGCAGCAGACGGCAAGAUACUGGGACUAGCCUUUGGACUAACGAUAGGAGCUGGUCUAGCUACCACGUUGGGAGCCCUCAUCCCUUUCCUGCCGUUCGUGAGACGGAAAAACACCACCAUACUAUCCAUUUGUCUAGCACUGGCUGGGGGUGUCAUGCUUUUUGUUUCCUUUACCGAAAUACUCCGUAAAUCGAGAGACUACCUCUGCUGUGUGACAGAGCAGCACGCAGACCUUGUCAGUUAUUCCUGUUUCUUUUUUGGCAUAUUAAUCACUUGCGUUCUUGACCUCAUUGUCUAUGCUCUUGAAAAGAUCGACUGUGGAUUCCCAUUUUGUAAGAGAGAUGAUAACAGCAGGAAGGCUGUUUCUUGUCCGCCGUGUCCCUGCAUUUUCUUUAGGGAGGGAAGACGGAGAGAGUCACAGUCCAGUGGUAAUCACGGCGACGUUCCUCUUGAGGAACAUCCCUCGCCUCAAGCAAAUGGUGGUCCUCAUUAUCAAGGAGGAGGAGGAGGAGCCAGUGAUGGUGAACAAAAUGGUCAAUUGAAUACUGAUUCCCCAGUUCUACUGAAUCACAACGACCUCUCUAUCCCUGACAAUGAUGUCGUCAUGCAGACUGAGAGGAUGUCCAUAUCAGCAGGUUCAAACACAGUCUCUACCACUACUAAUAAUUUAGGUGAUGCGUCUAUCCAGGACCUGCUCUCCAAUACCAGCAUACAUCGUAUGCACACUGUAGCAGAGUCAGCCUCUACUAACAUGGAGGCGGUCAGCAUAUCCAUCAAUAAUGAGAAUUAUGAUGGAUUUUCACUCAACCCUUCUCUACGUACUCAGUCACUGCCCAAUGGAGACGUUCAUUCGAGAAUCUCGGCUCCUUCGAUGCAGAGGAGAACCUCUUAUGAAGAAAUGGUGGAGCAGCAAGAGAUACAAGGUAUUGACGGAAUGGAUCAGUUCAGAGAGGUAACAAAUCAACUGACUGAUGUAGAGAAGUUAAGGAGAAUGGGAUUAUUAACUGGUCUAGCAAUUGCAUUGCAUAACUUCCCCGAGGGACUGGCUACGUUUGUGGCUACACUCUCUGAUCCUUCUUUUGGAGGUGCACUGGCUAUUGCUAUUGCUCUUCACAACAUACCUGAAGGUAUAUGUGUUGCAAUGCCUGUUUAUUAUGCCACUGGUAGUAAACUAAAGGCUUUCUUUUGGUCAUUUCUCUCUGGAAUAUCAGAGCCAUUAGGUGCUCUAUUGGGUUGGGCUGUAUUACAGCAAAUAUUUGGGCCACUGGUGUAUGGGAUUGCAUUUGGUAUUAUAGCAGGAAUGAUGGUUUAUAUAUCACUCAAAGAAAUCAUACCCACAGCUCACAAGUUUGACAAGACCAAUGGCGUAUUAGUAGCAGUUUUCCUUGUAAUUGGAAUGAUAGUGAUGGCGUUGAGUUUAGUAUUACUGGCUUACUGAGAUUAAUUAUGAACAAAUGCUCUUAUUUAUUUAUCAACAAUACCACUCAGGCUGUUACAGUACAUGUAUACAUUUCUGAUGCUGUUUGACUUUC